This is a messenger RNA of Nyctereutes procyonoides (raccoon dog), 3008 nucleotides long. RefSeq names its product synaptotagmin 16 (gene SYT16). NCBI's taxonomy places the organism in Eukaryota, Metazoa, Chordata, Mammalia, Carnivora, Canidae. The transcript has 6 exons. The record is from RefSeq and is a predicted model, not a curated record. The coding region runs from base 1 to 1938 and encodes 645 amino acids.
AUGGUUUUGGCCAUGGCGUCUCAGGAUGCUCAGAACUUCUUCCAGCCUCUCUCUUCCUGGAUAUCUCGGGUUUAUGAAGCUCUCCAGCAAGCAGGAGAUAUGUUAUCUGCUUCGCUGGUUAACUUAAGCAAACAAGACUCUAAAUUGAGUGACAAGCUAGACCAGGACUUAGAUGAUAUUCAGAUUCAGAAAGCUUACUUUGAAGAUGAAGAACAAGGCAAUGAUUGGCGUCAAGAGGAUGCAAAUCCCUUGUUUCUUGAAGUGGAUCAUUUCUCCUGUUGUAAUAGUGAUUUGCAGGACUCUGCCCAAAGUUUGAGCCCCAGACUUAGCCAACAUGCAAAGGACUCAUGUUCCAUAAUGUCCCAGUGGCCCAGUCAGACCCUUGAUGACCAAAAGCUACCACAUGUGCUUUCUUCUAUUGCUGAGGAAGAACAUCACCUUGAAAAACAAAAGAGUGACCUUCAACACAGCUUUAACAGCCAGCAAUCUGGUAUUUUAGAAAAUGUUAAUGGAAAAAAGCAAGUUAACAGCUUUGGAGAUGAUGAGGAGCCAUGCACGUCUUCUGAUAGUGACGAAGAGGUGAUCAAACAAUUUGAGAUUUCUGUGUCCCGGUCCCAGAGUUUCCAUUCAGAAGCAUCUGAGAAAGGAAAGCAGGUGGGAUUGGAGCAGAAAUCAAAAUUCAGCCGCCUGCUCUCUACCUGUGAGGAGGAUAACAGAAAAGUGUCUGCCUGUGAAGAUUUGGAUGGAGCCAGCCAGCUGAAUUACUCUGAGAAUCUGUCCUAUGGUGAAGAUGAUCCCAUUUCCGCCCACUCACAAGCCCCAUGUGAGGUGGGGAACAGCAGACACCAUGGUGCAUCUCCCCAAGAGACCAAUGUGCCUCGAGGCCUCCGUCGCCAGUCCACAGAAGGCAGCGUGGAAUUGGAGACAGCUUUUAAUAACCGGGGAUUUGAAGAUUCCUAUGCUACUGACAGCUCCUCCAUGUGGAGUCCAGAGGAACAGGGUGGGGCCAAUUUGCAGGUGCCAACUGGGGUCUUGGAGCCCAUCUCAAAAUGUGGUGACCUGGAUGUCAUCUUUGAAUAUAGAGCUUCCAGCCAGAAGCUCACGGUGACCAUUGUGAGAGCACAGGGCCUCCCAGAUAAGGACCGAAGUGGUGUUAACUCCUGGCAAGUUCAUGUGGUGCUGCUGCCCAGUAAGAAACAGAGGGGCAGGACAAGCAUACAAAGAGGCCCCAACCCUGUCUUCAAGGAGAAGGUCACCUUUGCUAAGCUGGAGCCCAGAGAUGUGGCUGCCUAUGCUAUCCGCUUCCGCCUGUAUGCUGCCCGCAUGAUGACCCGUGAGAGAAUGAUGGGAGAGAAGCUCUUCCAUCUCAGCCACCUGCACCCAGAAGGGGAAAUGAAAGUGACUCUGGUUCUGGAGCCAAGAAGUAAUAUCAGUAGUGGAGAGUCUCCGCUGAGCCCAUCUGCAGUUUCUCACAGUGAUAGUGCUUCAUCCACGCAGUCGCUGUCUCAUGGAGGGGUGCCAGAGCUAUUGGUGGGGCUGGCAUACAAUGCCACAACAGGGCGAUUAUCUGUGGAAAUGAUCAAAGGCAGCCAUUUCCGAAACCUCGCUGUGAAUAGAGCGCCUGAUACUUAUGGAAAGCUCUUUCUUCUCAAUUCUGUGGGUCAAGAGAUGUCCCGUUGUAAGACGUCCAUUCGACGUGGUCAACCCAAUCCUGUCUAUAAGGAAACGUUUGUUUUCCAGGUGGCCCUCUUUCAGCUCUCUGAUGUCACAUUGAUGAUUUCCGUUUAUAACAGGCGUACUAUGAAGCGUAAAGAGAUGAUUGGUUGGAUUGCUCUGGGCCAAAACAGUAGUGGAGAGGAAGAACAAGACCAUUGGGAGGAAAUGAAGGAAACCAAAGGUCAGCAAAUCUGCAGGUGGCACACCUUGCUCGAAUCCUAGUUUUGCCAACAGGCAUUUGCAUGCUACAUCUGCCCCAGUGACCAGUGUUAUGGCCAUUGAUACCAACCCAGCAUAUGCUGGUAGGCAUUUUAAAGACAGGCUUACAAAUAGGUAUUAGAAUCUACUAACCUCUGGGACAUUCUAAGCAGGAUCUUUGGGUCUCUCCAAGGUUUGAUUUGGUUCAGUUAUUGUAAUUUUUAAAAAACCACAUACACGGUCAAGUGUACUUUAUGGAAAAUUAACCACAGUUAGGAACAGUGAUGAUGAGUUAAUUUGUGUUAAUAUAUUAUUGAGUCUGGGUUCAGCCAGUGGAAUGAAGCUUCUCUUGCUGUCUCUAUUUGCUUGAAGAGUCCCCUGAGAUUACAAGGGAGCUGUUAAAUCUCACUAUUGUAACCAGGUAUGUGUAUCAAUCAGAAUUUUGUUAAUAUGGUGCCAAAAAAUUCCUUACUGCAGAAAUGAAUAAGAUGCCUAGGUUCAUAAGAGAAUGUAACUGUCAUCCUUAAUCCCCUGUUUUACAUUUUUCUCUUUAUGAAGAAAACUCCUUAUUUACCUAACAAAUAAAUGUUAUAAAUUCGUACUUACAAAACAAAUUUUUGUUCAUUAAAUACCUUUCUUUCUCAUUUAUGUAUUGCGGUUUCCUAUGAGAUUUGGUUAGAUGAAUAAUUUUGAAGGUAAAACAAUUGAAAAAUACUGUUGAAAGAUAUCUUGUCUCCUUUUAAUAUGUAGGAUUUCCAACUUAUAAUUUUCAUAGUUUUUAUGCUAUUUUUCUCACCUCAUAAAUUCUUACAGAAUAAGAAGAAAACUAAAAACAAACAAAAAACCUAUUUAAGUCAUGGAUUUGUUGAUUUUCUGAAUCGAAUGUUCUCCUUUAGAUUAUACUUUUUCUAUAUUCAGUGAUAUAUACUCAUACAAAUAUUUUGAAUGUCCACCUGCAUGUAAACCAUAUUCUUUUUUAUGUAAUUAUCUUCCAUCAUUAGAGCAUAGUAAAUUGUACACAAUGGGUCCUUAAUAAAUGUUGAUUUAAUUGACUCUGAAAAAUAAACAUGUUAUGAUACCUGUGAAUGAAGAAA